AUGUCCGCGAUGGAAACCGACGAGCUGCCUGUGGUGCUGCCAUCCAGCACCACCUCUGGUCUGUCUUUGGCCCUCCACCCUCUUCCUAUCCUCAACAUCUCUGAGCAUCUCACUCGGAUGAGGUUGCAAACGAGAUCAAGUCUGCCAUUUGUGCUGGGGGCACUCCUAGGAACCCAGAAUGGACGAGAGGUUGAGAUUGUGAACAGCUUCGAGCUUGCUGUUGAGAACGACGGUGAAAGUGUAAACCAGGCGUUCUUGGUGACCCGAAAGGAACUCUACAAGCAAGUAUUCCCUUCUCUCGAGUUCAUUGGGUGGUACACUGUGGCGGAGCGGCCCACAGCGAAACACAUAGCUCUGCAUGACCAGUUCAUCGUAUAUUCAUCCACGCCGCUACUCUUGGUUAUGCAACCCUCCACCCUCUUCACAUCAGGUACUGAGAUUGGGGGCCAAUCUCUCCCUCUCAAAGCGUACGAGCCUACUAUCGAGAUUCGCGAUCGCAAAUCGCGUUCGGUGUUCAUUGAAGCAUCGUUCUCCGUGGAAACCGGCGAAGCCGAGCGUAUCGCAGUCGACUGGACGGCGAAAGGUGGAGAAGGCGGCACGAGUCUCGAAGGUCAUCUUCAAACCCAACGCGCAGCAGUCAAGAUGCUUCACGACCGCAUCUUGCUCCUUGUCAAGUAUGUGUCGGAAGCCAUCGCAGGGUCCGCGAAGAAGGAUCAUGCAACGCUGCGUGCUCUCUCUGCACUCAUCGCGUCCUUACCUGCAAGCGAGAACCGUGGUUUCAGAGAGGAGUUUGACACAGAGUAUGAGGACGUGCAGCUUACGGCGUACCUCGCGUCACUUACGAAAUCGUCCAACAUCCUCAAUGAACUUGUCGACAGACACCUCAUUUUGACCAGCCCACGGGAGGAACGUGGCGGCGGCGGCGGCAGCGGUCCGAGACGACGAGGCUUGAUGGGGCGACAAGGAGACUUCGACCGUUUCCACAUGUAG
Epithele typhae is the source of this 990-nucleotide messenger RNA. Its product is annotated as COP9 signalosome subunit 6. The record is from RefSeq and is a predicted model, not a curated record. Gene Ontology annotation, molecular function: protein binding; metallopeptidase activity. NCBI's taxonomy places the organism in Eukaryota, Fungi, Basidiomycota, Agaricomycetes, Polyporales, Epitheliaceae. Gene Ontology annotation, cellular component: COP9 signalosome. Gene Ontology annotation, biological process: protein deneddylation. The transcript is spliced from 8 exons. The coding region runs from base 1 to 990 and encodes 329 amino acids.